Messenger RNA from Zingiber officinale, 1057 nucleotides. Its product is annotated as transcription factor LAF1-like. Bases 142 to 954 code for a protein of 270 amino acids. The transcript is spliced from 2 exons. Lineage: Eukaryota; Viridiplantae; Streptophyta; Magnoliopsida; Zingiberales; Zingiberaceae. The record is from RefSeq and is a predicted model, not a curated record.
GUCAUUCCGUCCAUGUGCUUGCCAAGUGCUCAUCGCUAAUCACCGCAGUCCUUCAAUUAUAUAUAGAAGCUCUUUGUCAUUCUGUGCCACGAAACCGCACCAAGUCAAGGGAUCAAAGGCAGAGCUUGCAAGGAAGCAUUCAUGGGAUGCAGAGCUUGCGAGAAGCCGAAGGUGAACUAUAAGAAAGGGCUGUGGUCGCCUGACGAGGACCAAAGGCUCAGGGAUUAUGUGCUUAGCCAUGGCCUCAGCUGCUGGAGCGCAAUCCCUGCCAAAGCUGGUGAUGACUUAGCUUCUUCAUGCUGUCCCUCUAUUUGUUAUUCAUUUGCUCGUUGCCUGUGUCUGGUAGGUUUGCAACGCGAUGGGAAGAGUUGCAGGUUGAGGUGGAUCAAUUAUCUAAGGCCAGGCCUGAAACGUGGCAAUUUUGCUACGGAAGAGGAGGAAACGAUCAUGAAACUUCAAGCCCAGUUGGGAAACAAGUGGUCACAGAUAGCAACGCACCUCCCUGGAAGAACCGAUAACGAAGUGAAAAACUACUGGAAUUCGCAUCUGAAAAAGAAAGUUUUACUGAAGUCUCAGAAACCUGAAACCCCUACUUGUGCGAGCUCCUCCUCUUCAGACUGCACCAACCAAAGACCAGUACUUGAGUAUGAAGGCUCACAUGGGCAGACUCUUUCAAUCGCAGAGCAUGCUGACUUGAGUCGAUCUGUCAAUGCACGUGAAGCUGCACUGUAUGACUUGCCCAGAGUCUUCUUUGGAGACUGGUGCUUUUUAAAUUUCGAUCCUGACAGGGGUGAUGAAGGUCUGUUUAGCUUGCAGGACUCCAGUUCCCAGGCAGGGAUUUACCAGUCGGGGUCAAAACCAGCGGCAACAGAAGUUGAUGAUGGAUUUGGAGUACAGCAUAAGGGAAUGAAUCAGAUUCAAGAUAUGAUGUUUGAUGCAUUGUUCCCUGUAUAGUUUAUGAAAGGAUGGGUACUGGGACAGGUUUUUUGUGAUUUAUCUUGGGCAUUCUUUUGUGAUAUUUUUGUUGUAAUUUAUUGCUCAUACAAGUUUCAUUACA